AUGGCAAACUUGGUGAGACAGUUCUUGUGUGACGAGACGAGAAUCUACGAAGAAAUGUCAUGGGUGAUAGGAUGUAUCGAGGAUCUGGAAGGUUCUUUGACCAACAGUCGCUUGACAAAGGCAUUGCUUUUGGAGAUAUCCAGCCUCUUGCGGCAAAGCCGCGACUUGCCGAUAGAGCGGAUCUCUCAAAUGAUCUUUGCGUGCGAGGUCCUGCGGCGUAUGGAUUUGGAGGAAUUGGACGAUGGGGACGAGGAAUAUUGGGACGGGCAGGCUGUUUGCAUCGUGCAACUUCGCUGUGCUGUUCGACUUGCUGUCUAUGCCAGAGAUGUGUCAGGCUUGCUGCACCAGAUCCUCCCAGACACUUGCCCGCAAAGUUUGCCGUCAGUCCCCACGGAAGAUGCACAGCCACUCCGGAACGAUGCCGACCAGCAGUUCGAAGAGGUAGUGGAACACGAUGAGCCCCCGGCGUUUCGUGACCCGGAGCUGCUUCGAGAGCAGGAAGAGCACGAUUGGGCAGAUAGGGUAGUGGAUCGGAUCCUUUCCCCGCCGUGCUUCGAGGAGGACGCUGGGAACGAGGAGCAGCAUGAGGCGGUUUGGAUGUUGCCCUUCAAGCGCACUCCCAAGGAAUUCACUGAAGCUCUCCUCCAUGGCCCCGAGCUGCAGGCCGUCCGCGAGGAGAUGGCGCAACAUGGCUGUCCGGUUGUCCUUGCCCAUGGUGCUAAGAUCUUUGUUCGACCUCACCAGUAUCACGAGGUCCUUCAAGAGCUUGAGUUGCACGGUGCAUCGCUGAAGGCAUCCCAUGUGAUCAUCAUGGAUAGCCUCAAGACGUCCCUCGAGGAGAUCAUAGGCCGGCUCCCUUCAAAGCUGAAGUGCAAGGUGAACGAAGCUGCGGUGGAAUGUGUCAAAACAGCUUCCUUCCAUCGGCCGCACAACUCGCAUCAUGAGGGCGGCGAGGACUGGAUUCAGGUGGAGGAGUUGCUUGCAGUCGAGAAGACCUUCCUGUGCAAGGUCCGGCGCUUCAAGCGGCUCAAUGAAGUGAGCCAGUCCACACGUGACUCACGCAAAGGCACCAAUCCUCGGCGCUAUGAGUUGAGCUCGGAUUUCAGCUAG
Symbiodinium sp. CCMP2592 is the source of this 1110-nucleotide messenger RNA. Lineage: Eukaryota; Dinophyceae; Suessiales; Symbiodiniaceae. The record is from the annotation of a GenBank genome assembly.